Malurus melanocephalus (red-backed fairy wren) is the source of this 2369-nucleotide messenger RNA. RefSeq names its product alkB homolog 3, alpha-ketoglutarate dependent dioxygenase (gene ALKBH3). The record is from RefSeq and is a predicted model, not a curated record. NCBI's taxonomy places the organism in Eukaryota, Metazoa, Chordata, Aves, Passeriformes, Maluridae. Gene Ontology annotation, cellular component: nucleus. Gene Ontology annotation, biological process: DNA alkylation repair; DNA repair. The transcript is spliced from 9 exons. Bases 11 to 871 code for a protein of 286 amino acids. Gene Ontology annotation, molecular function: dioxygenase activity.
CGGGCCGGGCAUGGCGGAGCGGCGGCAGCGGGCCCGGGUGCAGGGGGGCUGGGCCGGCGCUCCGGCCGGGCGGGCCGCAGCACCUAGGGCACCUGUGGCCAGCAGCCUUGCCCCUGCAGGUUCCAGACCAGCAUGGARGCAGAMAGAUCAGCCUCACGCUCRAAAGCAAUUUGUCUUUGAAAAGCCAUCAGAGGUGGAGCGCAGAGUUCCCGAGGCAGGCGUGAUAGACAAGCCUGGUGUAUAUGAGCUGAGCAAGGGACCAACUGGCAUUUCUAGGAUUCAUUUGAUUCCUGGCUUUAUUGACUCAGAACAAGCAGACUGGAUGUUUGAGCAACUCCUCCAAGACRUACCGUGGGGCCAGCGAACUCACAUCAGACAAGAAACAUCUUUUGAGGAACCACGGCUUACAUCCUGGUAUGGAGAACUUCCUUAUACAUACUCCAGGAUAACAAUGCAGCCAAAUUCAAAUUGGCAUCCUGUGCUGACCAUGCUGAAGGAGCGCAUUGAAGAGCUCACUGGCUACACCUUCAACUCUCUUCUCUGCAACCUCUACCGAAAUGAGAAGGACAGUGUGGACUGGCACAGUGAUGAUGAGCCAUCACUGGGAAAAAAUCCYGUCAUUGCCUCACUCAGUUUUGGUGCUACUCGGAUCUUUGAGAUGAGGAAGAAACCUUCCCCUGAGGAGAAUGGAGACUAUACUUACGUAGAAAGACUUAGAAUCCCACUUGAUCAUGGGACUCUGUUGAUGAUGGAAGGAGCUACUCAGGAGGACUGGCAGCAUCGAGUGCCUAAGGAAUAUCAUUCUAGAGACGAACGGAUAAACUUGACAUUUAGGAUGAUUUAUCCAGAACCUGAUGGAGUUUGGAAGUGAAGAGCCACUUUGGACAUUGGUAGAUAUACGCCUGUAGCAGAUUUAGAGCCUCAGAUUGCUACAGAUUUAAAGGAAGCCUUACAGGAACAGAGUUCCUUGAAAUGAUGGGGAAGACAGUUGAUAUUAUGAAGAUCUUUGGCAAUCAGAAGCUGCCUGUAUUAUGUGGACAGAAAUUAUAUGUUAUUAGAYGAUAACUAAAUCACAGGCUUUACGUUUGUGAACAAAGAGAACACAAAGCAUGUGAAAGGUUUGAGAGGUCCCAAUUGGAGCAGACAGAUUCAGUGAGCAGAUGGUUUUGUGCCUUGUCUCUCCUUUACUCCCAAGUCGUGAUCUCUGUUGGACGUAAUGACAAGAUGGGRUUCUUUGAUGUAAAGCCAGCUCUGUGUGUCUGUACAGAAAUGAGAAAGCUACACUUGGUGAUGAUCUCUGGGUAUUACUCAUUACUCUAAAGGGUAGUGCAUUGCUUUUUAUCUGUAGGUUGCAGGGUCUUUUCCAAUUAAGCAGUUUCAUAAUUUAAAUAACUACUUGAACUGUACUGAUGUCUAGUGGACAGAGGCUUAAGGCUCUCUUUUGACAUGUUCUCUCUAGUCAGACUUUAUCCUGUUUAUCCAUGUAGACAGGACAAGGCCAAAGCAAUCAACAGAGAUACCUGAUGAGCCUGCUUCUGGGUCAGUGCAUAUUGCAUUAAAGAAUGCUACUAAAGAACUACUCAGAGGGUUAUCUCUUGAACCUCUGCUGUCAYGGAUCAGCAGUCGGCACCUCAGACCUAGUUCCAGUUGACUUGCUGGAGUCCUUCAAGCUUUCCUGCURCAACUCAGCUGCUGCAGUCUGGAUGUUAAGUCAGGAGUGCUGCMUGUGAGGUUGAGUUCUCACUGCAGCUAAAUAUCAUCAGUGUAUUGGAUCAAAUCAUGGGUUUGGUCCAUCUUCCCUGUCUGCCUGCAGUAGAAUCUAAGCAMAGGUAAAUACCCUAUGCCUUGUAACACGUUAGUGUUGUUAAGCAAGUUAAUGUCCCUCUUCACUGUCAGAAUUAACCGGUGUUGAGAAAAUUUCUGUCUUCCCUUAGCCACCAUUUGUUGUGGUUUAAAUUCUUACUUGAUGAGAGCAGUCAAGUUAUUAAUACUCAGUUAUGCCCGUGUUUUAAUGUUAUUGAUGACAUAAAGGACAUAAAUGYUGAGCCAUUUCAGUCCCUGUGGUCUGAAAUUAGGCAGAAUAAUUUCCUAGAAGCCGCUUCGCUACCUAAGUCACCAUACAUUAUUUUUCUAAAGUGAAUGAAUGUUAUUAUAAAACUUAAAUUUGUUAUCUGGUAUCUUCACUUUUGUAYAGAAAUGUAUAUUUUAUGUUAUUUCCUUGUAUUUGAAUCUUUUAUCUAGGCUCUGAGAUGUAUUUCCUGGAAACCAGAGUUGAAGUAGGCAGACACUUACUUUCAUGUUUACAUUCUUUGGGUCAGUGGAGCUUUUUUGUGCACAUCCCUUGUAUGUGUGUCCAGGUUUGGCAGUCU